AUGACUAUAGUUGACACUUGUAUCGACGAGAUUACAAUUAAAUUUAUCGCCGCCAGUGACAAGCUGUGGUUCAUGCUGGAGAUGUAUUCGUUCGUGGACUACUUUACGAUACCACCGUCCUUUGUAUCGAUAUACCUCGAUCGGACGUGGAUCGGACUGAGGUUCCUCCGAGCCCUACGACUGAUGACGGUCCCUGACAUCCUCCAGUACUUAAACAUUCUAAAGACAUCGAGCUCCAUUCGUCUCGCCCAACUCGUAUCAAUCUUCAUCUCCGUCUGGUUGACAGCUGCUGGCAUCAUUCAUUUGCUUGAAAACUCAGGGGACCCAUUAGAGUUCACGAACCCGCAACAGCUUUCGUACUGGACUUGCGUUUACUUUCUGAUCGUAACGAUGUCCACGGUAGGAUAUGGCGACGUUUACUGCCAGACGGUCCUCGGCCGAACAUUCCUAGUAUUUUUUCUACUCGUCGGUUUGGCAAUUUUUGCUAGUAGCAUACCCGAGAUAAUAGAGCUCGUAGGCAGUAGGUCCAAGUACAGCGGCGAAUACAAGCGGGAACAUGGAAAGAGACAUAUUGUCGUGUGUGGCCACAUCACCUACGAAUCAGUCUCGCACUUUCUCAAGGACUUUUUGCACGAGGACCGCGAGGACGUUGACGUGGAAGUUGUCUUCUUGCAUAGGAAAGAACCAGAUCUCGAAUUGGAGGGUCUCCUGAAGAGGCAUUACACGACCGUGGAGUUUUUUCAGGGCACCAUGAUGAAUGCCGUGGAUCUGGAGCGCGUCAAGGUCCACGAGGCGGACGCGUGUUUGGUACUGGCAAACAAGUACUGUCAAGAUCCAGACGCCGAAGACGCGGCAAACAUCAUGCGCGUAAUCUCUAUCAAGAAUUACUCGGAUGACAUUCGCGUUAUCAUUCAAUUAAUGCAAUAUCACAACAAGGCCUACUUAUUAAACAUUCCAUCAUGGGACUGGAAACAGGGCGACGACGUAAUUUGCCUAGCCGAAUUGAAGCUGGGCUUCAUCGCACAGUCUUGUUUGGCGCCGGGUUUCAGCACGAUGAUGGCCAACCUGUUCGCGAUGCGUUCGUUCAAGACGUCGCCGGAUACUCAGGCGUGGCAGAAUGAUUACCUGCAGGGCACGGGCUGCGAGAUGUACACGGAAACACUCUCCCCGUCCUUUACCGGGAUGACAUUUCCCCAAGCCAGCGAGUUGUGCUUCACGAAAUUGAAGUUAUUGCUGCUGGCGAUCGAGAUAAAGGGCGAAGGAGGCGGCGACAGCAAGAUCUCGAUCAAUCCACGUGGUGCCAAGAUCGUUGCGAAUACUCAGGGAUUCUUCAUUGCUCAAUCUGCUGACGAAGUGAAACGGGCGUGGUUUUAUUGCAAAGCAUGCCACGAGGAUAUUAAAGACGAAACUCUGAUCAAGAAAUGCAAGUGCAAAAAUUUGGGGCAGCAGCAGCGCUCUUGGGGCCGGGACUUAGACGACCACCAUCCUCCCCCCACAUUCACUCCGCCAGAACUGCCCAAGAUGGUUCACGUAAGAGGUACAGGUGAGGUCAGUCGCGAUCGAGACGACCCUAACGCUAUGAGAAACCAUCGAAAUUCCGUCGGGAUGACCAUGAUGAAUUCGACGAAGCAGGUAAACAAGGUGAAACCGAACGUGAAUCGAGCGCCGAACGAUAACCUGACAAGUCCGAAUCAACCGUACAAUCAAAGAUCGCAAGAGGAGUCCGCAUACCCCGGCUACCAUCUCGCCUACGAAGUCAAAAAACUCAUGCCGACGAGCAGAGCUUCAGGCGGCACGAACGUGAAUAACAAUGGUGGUCUUCAAGUCGGAAUCGCCGACGAUCAGGCGAAAGACUUCGAUUUCGAGAAGACAGAAAUGAAAUACGACUCGACGGGCAUGUUCCACUGGAGCCCAUCCCGCAACCUCGAAGACUGUAUACUGGAUCGUAAUCAGGCAGCCAUGACGGUCCUGAACGGGCACGUCGUUGUCUGCCUCUUCGCCGAUCCCGAUUCACCCCUCAUCGGACUGAGAAACCUUGUCAUGCCAUUAAGAGCUUCCAAUUUCCAUUACCACGAGCUUAAACACGUAGUGAUAGUUGGGUCUGUGGACUACAUCCGCCGCGAGUGGAAAAUGUUGCAGAAUCUACCAAAGAUAUCAGUGCUAAACGGUUCACCAUUAAGCAGAGCAGAUUUACGUGCCGUGAACGUCAAUCUGUGCGAUAUGUGUUGCAUCCUGUCGGCUAAAGUGCCUAGCAAUGAUGACCCCACCCUCGCCGACAAGGAGGCUAUCCUCGCGUCCCUUAAUAUCAAGGCUAUGACCUUCGACGAUACGAUUGGAGUACUCAGCCAAGCAAAUAAUGAGCAAGGUACUUUAACUGCAGUUGGCAGCCCGAUCGUUUUACAGCGACGAGGAUCCGUUUACGGAGCAAACGUGCCAAUGAUAACAGAACUUGUAAAUGAUAGCAACGUGCAGUUCCUUGACCAGGAUGACGACGACGAUCCGGACACGGAACUCUACCUCACCCAGCCCUUCGCUUGCGGUACUGCCUUUGCCGUCAGUGUGUUAGAUUCGUUAAUGUCAACGACGUAUUUUAACCAAAACGCGCUGACUUUGAUCCGGUCGCUGAUUACUGGUGGAGCAACGCCUGAAUUAGAAUUAAUAUUGGCUGAAGGAGCAGGUUUAAGAGGUGGUUACAGUACGGCUGACAGCCUGGCCAACAGAGAUCGAUGUCGAGUUGGCCAAAUCGCGUUAUACGAUGGCCCGUUGGCCCAAUAUGGCGAAGGAGGCAAGUACGGUGACCUCUUUGUCGCAGCAUUAAAGUCGUAUGGAAUGCUGUGCAUUGGUCUGUACAGGUACAGGUUUCGGGACACGAGCUCGUCGUGCGACGCUUCGUCGAAGCGAUACGUCAUCACAAAUCCCCCGGAUGAUUUUACGUUAUUACCAACAGACCAGGUUUUCGUGCUAAUGCAGUUCGAUCCGGGUCUCGAAUACAAGCCAAGCAGAGGUGCUAGAGGAAAGGACGACGCCUCCUGACUGUUGUUGUGUAGCGCCCUCACCGAUGGACCUUAUUCCUACAUCUAAUCGUACAAAGGAAGCCAUCAUCAUGCCGUCCGUCAUCCCUACGGAUCCAUUUAAUCUUCGUUGGCUGGCAUUUUGGUACGACAUCGCGUGUCCUCAACGAAUUAUCGCAAACCCCGUCCAUAGAGCAACUCAUCGACACGUCCGUUUUUUCCGCUGGCCACGCACCGCCAGCUAUGUUUUCCUCGACACACUCGCAGCCGGAUCAGUUUCCCUUUAUAGUGUCCGCAGUAAAAUUCUUCGUUCCUCGUUACAUCAUCGCUGCGUGAUUCAUUUUUUUACACCGUGACCGAACAUUUUUACGUUGAGACGUGGUCGUAGCAAAGACGAGGCAAAACAUCGUAACGAACAUCGGAUUCAAAUAAAGAGGAAAGAAGAGACAUAGAGAGGUGAUGAAGAUCUGCCAAUGGAAAAGGAAAGAACUUGAACAAGGGAAAAAAGAAGAGGAUGAAGAGAAUGAGAGCAGAAGGAGAAAGAAGAGGAUGGAAGAGAAGAAGAAGAAGAAGAAGAAGAAAAAGAAGAAGAAGAAGAAGAAAAAGUAGAACAAGAAGAAAAGAAAGAAGAGCAAGAAGAAGAAGAAGCGAAGGGAAACGGGAAGCGGCAUGGUGAAAUAUGGUCCGAGGGUAGCUACACGUUACACUCUCUAAAUCUUCGUAAGAUACAAAGAUAUAUCGUCUUCCACGGAAGGCAAUAUAUGGACUGAACGGCUUACCGUGAUGAGUAUAACAAAAAAACUGUGUGAUUAAAUCCCCCUCCCCAUCCCUUCAGAAUAAAGUACAGAGAAGACGAGAAAUAUAUACCUAAAGAAAAAAAAACAAAAUGCGAAGCAAGCAGCUUAACUUUACACGCU
Messenger RNA from Nomia melanderi (Alkali bee), 3928 nucleotides. The record is from RefSeq and is a predicted model, not a curated record. Lineage: Eukaryota; Metazoa; Arthropoda; Insecta; Hymenoptera; Halictidae.